UAGUAGCCUAGGCUAUGUUUGUUUAAUUCCCGAUGGACAUUUUUAAAAGUUCGAAUGUGAGCUGUUAUAGCAACACUAUCACAACUUAACGCGGUAAACCAAACGUUUAAAAUGCCAAUAAGGAAAAUUCAAGUUGUUCACAGUUUGGCAUUGAUUUCCCAAACACACCAAGAGGAGCUCCAAGAACGACUCAUCAGGAGGUCAGAAGUCUCUGGAGAAGUUACAGACAACAAGAGUUUUCAUGCAACCAAAAACCCAUUUGAAGUAACAGAAGAGUUUAUUGUACAUUUCAACCAUGCCCAGUCGGGUGAGGAACAAGAACGGUACAUUGAACUUGCCAACCAACUUCUCAGUGGCAUCAAGCGUCGAGCCGGACUAAAGUCCAUGGGAGAAGGGAACCAUGUUGAACUUCCUCUUGCCUGGAAAGAGCUGCUCUUGUUGAGCUUGUGUAAUGGACAAAUACAAAAUGCUGCAUUGGAUGCCCUUUUGGUGUCUCUGGAUCAGGCACCACUGCAGACCGACCAGAUAACUGUUCUGUUCUACCUGGGAGAGUCAGUGCUGUACUCUGUGUGGUCCGAUGCGUCAUCCAAACCUAAUCUGUACACAUGUGAAAUGAAGUUGCUUAAGCUUGGAUAUUUGGUGUUUCUGAGACUGUUUCUCUUCCAUAUGUCAGAAGACUUGAUUGGGUAUGAGAGAAGUAGAGCUCAUCUUCACAGUUUUCUAAACGCUCUGUCACAUUGUGAGGCAUGCUAUCAUCAGUUUCCGGACAUUUCUUUUGCCGUGCACUUCAUGCUAAGUGUCGGACAGAUAAUAUGUGGAAGUGAAACCAGCGGUCAGGAUUCAGAUCAGCAGGUCAGUGCAACAGUGGUUCAGGAGUACGAGGUGAGCCAUGUCCUGUGGGACUGUCUGCUUUGCUGGUACUCAGAGCAGCACAGCAUCCCUCAACUGCCCAAUGUGGUGGAGCACCUCAUCCUGCACAGGGACCAGAUGCUGCAAGACAACUGGGUGGACAGUAGUUUGGGACUCCUGGUGCUCGGUGAGGCAGCUAAGACCAGCUUGCAGUGCCUGCAGGCCCUGAUGGGCCUUCAUGUGUGGCGGAGGCAGGAGGGAGGCGAGGAGAGAGCGGAGGAGGGUGGGAUUCCGCCAAGGGGUGCCUGGCCUUGGCAGUUGGAGCAUGUGUAUUGUAGCGCGUUGGCUGACAUUUGCCUGCAGAGCAAAAGUGCGGAGAUCCAGAAAGUGGCACUGGCUGGACAAGCCAGCCAGCCUGGGCACAGAGAUGCCGGAGGACUGCUAUCUCUCCUCAAGCUAUCAGAGCAGGAGGGCAACUGGCGGCUACGCUACAGCGCGGUGCAGGCCGUGGCCAGAGUGUGCCGGGACGCUGAGGGGGGCCUGAGGAACGCCGCCUGGCUGGCCCUCCAGGAACAACUGAGCCACGAGCAGGACCAGCGCGUCCACACGGCCAUGACACUCUCAGAGGCCUGGGUGGUUGCUGUAAAAACUCCCACACAACCUGACGGAGCAUGGAGUCCACCCAGCUCUCCGGCUGUCCUGCCAUGUGAGCACCUUAUUUCCUCCCGGCUAGCUCACUUCCUGUCCCACCUCUACCUCCCUGCGACUCCCCACGAGCCUUCCAUCCACUCCCAGCUCUACAGUGCGCCCGAGAAGCGCAUCCACCCGAGGUCCAAAUCUAGAGGAGACCGGGCCUUAUCUGAAAGGAGCCGUGUCAAGACUCCCGUGCCAGUUAUUCCAAAGGUCGAAAGUGGACGUCAGACACCAAGAUCAAGUCAGAAACAAGCUCAUGUGGACUUUGUGAGCCGUACAGACACAGAUCUGAUGAAAGUCAUUGAGGAUCAGUGGCAGAAAGAAUUGCAAAUCAAAAUAGCCGAGGAAGAGGAGAUUGAAAAGGAAGAAAUGGCCAAGCACCAGAAAGAAGUGUUGGAGAAGUUUGAAGGCAUCAUGAGGAGGCGAAAAGAGAUACUGAGAAAGAACACAAAACCAUAUGAGCUUGUGUCGUUCCAGACCACCUCCUGUGCAGAAAUACAAGACUGAAACUGCA
Alosa sapidissima (American shad) is the source of this 2056-nucleotide messenger RNA. It is a transcript of the gene tmem232, whose product is annotated as transmembrane protein 232. NCBI's taxonomy places the organism in Eukaryota, Metazoa, Chordata, Actinopteri, Clupeiformes, Clupeidae. The transcript is spliced from 13 exons. The record is from RefSeq and is a predicted model, not a curated record. Bases 112 to 2049 code for a protein of 645 amino acids.